This is a messenger RNA of Leptosomus discolor (cuckoo roller), 456 nucleotides long. NCBI's taxonomy places the organism in Eukaryota, Metazoa, Chordata, Aves, Leptosomiformes, Leptosomidae. The record is from RefSeq and is a predicted model, not a curated record.
UCUGAAUUUGAGUCAGAACUGAAAUCUGCUGGAGAGAAGCUUAUAGUAGUUGAUUUCUCUGCUGCAUGGUGUGGACCAUGCAGAAUUAUCAAGCCCUUUUUCCACAGUUUGAGUGAGAAGUAUGGUGAUGUGGUGUUCAUCGAAAUUGAUGUGGAUGAUGCCCAGGACGUUGCUACACACUGUGAUGUGAAAUGCAUGCCCACAUUCCAGUUCUAUAAGAAUGGACAGAAGGUGGAGGAGUUCUCUGGGGCCAAUAAAGAGAAGCUGGAAGAGACCAUUAAAAGUCUAGUCUAAUCUCCAGCCAUGGAGACUUUGAAGCCUGACUGCUUCGGCUAAAUUAUAGCCUGUAACUUUUCUACUUCAAAAAAAAUCUAAACAAGCUAGCUAGGUUAAGUGGUGGAAACUCUCCUCUUGAUCAUGUAAAUGAGUACAAUAAAGUGUAAAUGCUUCAUUUUU